This is a messenger RNA of Anolis carolinensis (green anole), 1361 nucleotides long. Its product is annotated as interleukin-1 family member 10. The record is from RefSeq and is a predicted model, not a curated record. The coding region runs from base 27 to 842 and encodes 271 amino acids. Gene Ontology annotation, biological process: positive regulation of gene expression; inflammatory response to antigenic stimulus; cytokine-mediated signaling pathway. Gene Ontology annotation, molecular function: interleukin-1 receptor binding; cytokine activity. The transcript is spliced from 5 exons. Lineage: Eukaryota; Metazoa; Chordata; Lepidosauria; Squamata; Anolidae.
CCCCAGCAUUGCAGAGUAACUACAAAAUGAGGUGGACAUCCCAGAGUAAAGUAGAGAAGAGAAUCUUCAGUUCCAGGCACUCUGUCUACUUGUCCACAAAACAUUGCAGAAAUCUGGUGAUGGAGGGAGAGGCAGCAGAGAUGGAGCCCCUGCGAAAUGAACAGUGCCCGGUGGAAACUGAGAAGCCAAAACUCAGCCAGGUGACACUUGAGAAGGACAAGAAGUUCUUCCAGAAGACUUGGAAUGAGGAAAUAGCAGAUUUAUUCAUCAACAAGAAGUUCAGGACAAGUGAAAACAAGAGAUUAAAGCCAGAUGAAAAAAAGCCGUUAAAGCCAGUGCCUAUUGGAAAUGGAACAAAUGUUAUCCAAGUAGAAAAGGAACCUCGUUUGUACAGUAUUUGGGAUAUUAGCCAGAAGUUCCUUUUCCUGGUGAACAACAUUAUAAUAGCAAACCCUCGAAAUUCCAAUGCACCAGAGCUGUUCAUGGAAGUGUUCCCUAACACUGCCCUUGAUCCCCAAAUGCAGCCCAUCUUCAUGGCUCCCAAUGGGAGAAAAUACAGCCUGUCCUGCAUGAAGUCUGGUGCGGGUCAACCUCAACUACAGCUGACGGAAGCUGACAUCAAGACGCUCUAUCAAAAGAAUCAGAAAGCGUUGAGUUUCACUUUCUACAGCAAGACUGAUGGGAGCCCCGGAACUUGCUCUUUUGAGUCUGCGGCAUUCCCGGGUUGGUUCCUCAGCACUUCUUCCCAGGCAAAUAAGCCGAUGGGGCUGAGUCGCCGAGGCGGUGCUCAGAACACACUGUUUUAUUUUCAAAGACACAAAAGCGGGGUUUUAUUAAUGUAGAACCAUUGCGGCCACUGUUGUCUUAAAUGAAAAGUAGAAAAAAAGAAGUUGUAGUCUGUAUGUUUGGGAAGUAGGGUGGGACAAAAUCUGUUGUAAAUGAAUGUGCAGGAAUUCCAGGGAUAGUGGAAGAAGUUUUAUUGCUACUCUGGGGAAAAUGGAAAAGGAACUGGGGAAAAAUGAUAGCCAAGGCAAAGGGCAACAGAAAAUAUGACAAAUUGAACCAGAUCAUCCUUAUGAUCCAACAAACGAUAAAGAAAAUGUAUAACUGUUCCUGGAGGGAGGGGUGAAUGGGAGAGGGGGAAACAAUGGAAAAGGGAUGGAUACAAGUAGGGAACAAGGGCGAAUACAUACGAAUUUUUAAAAUCUCUUUUUGUUAAAUUGUUAAAAUAUAUAGACUGUAUAAGUCGCCUGUGUUACCUUCUAAAUUUUCUCAUGAGGAAAAGUGCUAAUGUUAUACUGUACUUGUUUGACCCAAAUAAAAUAAAUAAACAAAAAAGAAAAGAAAAUGGCAAAAAUCAA